GAGAAUAAUUGAAAACAAGAAAUAAAGUACCUAUUACCAAUUACCUAGAUACUUUAAGUUUUCCCAAUUCACUAAACUCAAAAUCAUAAAAACAAGUUUAAAAUUUAAAAAUAUACAUUAAUUUUAAUUCUGCCUUUAUUAAAAGACAGAAUUAGAAUUAACUCUUAUAUUACUAAAUCGAAAUGAAAUUUCUUACACUGGGACUACUUUUACUGUGUGGGGCGCCGCUGACUGCCCCCAGAGCACCCAACAAGCCCGGGCUGCGGUUGCAGUCUCAUAGUAAAGACUGGAUUCGCAAGGAGAUCAGCGCAAUCAUCCACAUGACCUUGGAGUUUGUCAAAGAUAUGGAUAUGAAAAUGCGCGACGUCCGCCGCAUCGAGCGCAACUACUACGGCACUUAUGACUUUGGCGCCGCGCGCAUAUUCAGCGCUAUUGGGAACAAGUUCGACCACAUGUGCGCGCUGUACAAAAACACCUCGCGGGUUCCUUACAUUAUAGAGCAGGAGCGGGAUCUGCGGUCGGAGGUCGUCGGAAUGCUGCAGUUCAUGUUGAGCGACUACGACGAGCUGCAGUCACUGAUAGACCUGUUCAAGGAGCGCUUCAAGCACUGGAGGCAAAUAUCGAAGCGCUAUCUGGAUCACGAAAUCAUUAAAAAGUACCUGAUUUCCCAAAAAGUUUUCCCUUCCAGAUGGAAUUUUACCGAGGAGAUGGAAGUAUGGCGCUAAUUUUGGUUUAUUCGAAGCAUAUACAAAUACAAAUCCUCUUUUCACAUCACCUUUUCGAAAAAGGGCUUUUCCUUCCCCGCUAGGAGGGAUCAAAGUGGCACUUUUCUUCCCUGCUAGGAGGGAUCAAAGUUGUACUUUUCUGUACUAGGACACGAUUUUUUCUUUCUGGCAUACUAUUUUUAUUGGUCAGAUAAUACAUAUUUUGGAACAUAACAAUUUUCUCAUAGUUGAUGUGACAAACAGUAUAUCUUGACGGAAAUAUAUCAUUUUGAUCCCUUGUAACACAAACUACUAUUGUGGAGAUUCUAAAGUAGAAUCCUGAGCGUAAUGAGGGAUUCAAGUGUUAACGCCCAAGACGAAAUAAUUUUGAUACCGUGUGACACAUACUGCUUGUCACAUCAACUAUGAGGAAAUUGUUAUGUUCCAAAAUAUGUAUUUAUUUGACCAAAAAAUAUUCAUUAUCCUGUAUCACUGUUACAAAGAUCAAGGGAAUUAAUACUGGUAUUAAUUCCCUUGAUAGCCGCUAAAAGGCUUUUGGCUGAUAGCUGUGCUAAAAUGAUUUUGGUUGCAACAUUAACUAUUAAAUCAACUAA
This is a messenger RNA of Cydia splendana, 1318 nucleotides long. RefSeq lists its product as uncharacterized. The transcript is spliced from 5 exons. The record is from RefSeq and is a predicted model, not a curated record. Bases 183 to 725 code for a protein of 180 amino acids. Lineage: Eukaryota; Metazoa; Arthropoda; Insecta; Lepidoptera; Tortricidae.